AUGAAAAUCGCUCAGGAGUUUGUGUCACAACGUCUCGUGCACGCACCGCGUGGCAAGCCGUACGGCGAUAAGCUGACGGUGUGUCGGGAGUGGGCAGCAUGUCGCAGUGUAUUAUUGCCGCAUGCCAUUCAGUUGCUCAGCACAGCACGCAGGUGCUCAUCUCCUCUCGAACUCGCAAGAAUACAACCAAAAAUGCCACAUCGUAUAAGUCGCGCCUCUAAUACAAGCAUCAGCAACGAUGGCAGUUCGGGUGCAAGACGGCCACCAAACCCCCCAAAAGACGCUCACUCAAUUCAAUCCGCACCCCAAAACCCAACCAUAGGGGUAGCAGCAAAAAGAAGAAGCAUGCACUGGAACCCAGCUGCGACCAUCGACAAUGACGUGAUGGGAAUGCAGACAGAAGAAGGGCAAAAAAACAAAGGCGUGCGGCCAUCGGGAGUCGAACCCGAGUCGGCUGAAUGGAAAUCAGCCAUGCUAACCGUUACACCAUGGCCGCUUAGAUAA
Purpureocillium lilacinum is the source of this 504-nucleotide messenger RNA. The record is from RefSeq and is a predicted model, not a curated record. NCBI's taxonomy places the organism in Eukaryota, Fungi, Ascomycota, Sordariomycetes, Hypocreales, Ophiocordycipitaceae.